AAUCAUUUUUGAUACAGUAAUAACUAUUCUCCAUUUUGGGGACUACUUUCUCCAACACUCCAAAAUAUAUAUUUAUAGAUCUUGUUUAGCGAGGGUGAGUGGGGGGCAGGGAGGGAAUCCAUUGUUGGAAGGAUUUCUGAAACUCCCGUUGAGGACCAAAAGAAAGCUGGUCAUAAAAUGGGGAUGAUGAUGGUGACAGCAGCUAUUUUAACUUACUGCUGUUUUAGAGAUACCCUAAUUGGGGUCAGGAAAUUAAAAAAAAUAACCAAACUGGCCAAAGGCCUUAUGGUUUUAAAGCCAACAAAGUAGCCGUUUGGAAAACAGAAGAACACCUGACAAAGGACAGAAAUAAUUGGCACAGGGAGAUACUUGGCCUUAAUCUUAUUCAUAUUUCCUAGGAGGUAAGACUGAGAUGAUUCUUCAGAAAUUGCCAGCCUCCUUGUGAAAGUCCUCCUUUCUUUCCAGGUUUCUAAGUCCCUUAAUAGUGUUGUAACUUCAGGCCUAAUUAUUUUCCCAUUGUAUUUUGAAAUUACUGUCAAGUUUGCAGAUUUCAAAAGUGUGUAUCUACUGUCUUUUUCUUUUCUUUUCUUUUCUUUUCUUUUCUUUUCUUUUCUUUUCUUUUCUUUCCUUUCCUUUCCUUUCUUUUCUUUCUUUCUCCUAAUUUGGUUUUAUUGGUCUUCUGUCUCAAGAUGGGGUGACUUAAUUGCUCCCCACCUUCCUGCGAGAUUCAUUAUAACAACAGACUGAAGUUACAAAGAUAUCAUUUGGGGAGUUAAAAGACUAACAACAGGGGGAAAUUUUUAUUGGAAUAAUUUCCUCUCUUCAAAGCAGCAGCUAACAUCCUCAGAGAGAUUUCCUUUGAAUACCCCCACUGACAACAAAUAAAGAGCAGCAGCAACAACAAUUGUGUCGGAGAAUCACCGUUUCCUGUUUGCUUCAGAUCUGAGGAUUAAAUUAACUGAAUUAUAUUGUCUGGAUCAUCUUGAAUAGAAGGGGUUUUGGGGAAUUUUUUUUUUUUUUAGCCAUUCUCGAGGAUGUCGAUGCAUGCACACACUCUCUCACACACGUAUACAUACCUUUCAUUAGAAACAGGGAAGAGAAAUCAUGCAACUCCGUUGGAUUUCAGUUGCCCAUUGGGUUGUGCUGGAAAAUGUUCCCACAUGCUUUGGGCACCCUCGUUUUAUUGCUUUUGACUCGGGCAUGAAUGGAAACGGUUAACUGAGACCGAAUCUCUUUUUCGCCAGUUUGUUUCUAAACAGGCAGAUUCUCCCUUUUGGAGACGGUUGUCAAGUCCCCACUUUUAAGCGUUUCUUAGACACCACCUCUAUACCACGCGGUUUCUUUGCUUUCGUCUCUGCGGCUGGGCUGGGACAGAGACCAUAAGCUCAUGGCAAGAGGGUGAAUGAACCGGGAAGCGUGGGGGGGGGGGAGGAGAGGGGGAGCUUCUCCUGGAUAGACUAUGCGGUUUUUGCAAGAUAAGUUUUCGGCGGUGCCUCUUUGCUGUAAGCAGUCAGGUACCCGUCGCUGGGAGUCUCUCCCUGGCGUCAUUCAUUCAUUUAGGUGGGAAAACUCCGCUUGACCUAAGGACUGACGACCACCCAUUUCCUCCCCGGGGUGGGGGGAAGGUUACCCAAGGGCAAUUUCUCCCCGCACCCCUAUUCUCCGUGUUGGCACCGAGGAGAGCGCCCGGUGGCCAGUUGCCAUCUGCUAGGCUCGGUGGCGUCGGAGGUGUGUGUGUGUGUGUGUGUGUGUGUGUGAGAGAGGGGGGGGGGGGGGGGGGGGUUGUUUGGAACUUUGCUGGCUCGGUAGCGGCGGAUCCCAGGGGAGAAGGCCGUCCGCCGCUCGCUCAUUGGUCGCCGUGCCAUCAGCUGGUGCGAUUUGCUGCUGUCGCUUUUGGCGCUCGGCCAUCCAGAAACAAACCACUCGCAUGACUACUAAUAGUUAUAGCCAGAUGUACUAAUACACAACAAAUCAAGGUCCGGGAUCUGGGGAGCGUCCAUGAGUUCCUAUUUCGUGAAUCCCGCUUUCCCGGGAAGCUUGUCGAAUGGACAAGAGUCCUUCCUGGGGCAGAUCCCCCUCUAUCACCCCGCGGCUGGCUACGAGGCUCUAAGGCACUUCCCAGCUUCUUAUGGGGCCGGCAGCCUGCAGGAGAAGCCCUAUUCCUCCCCUAGCUUCUUCCAACAGUCCAGCCCCAACACGGUCAUCGCCUGCAACCGGGCAGCCUAUGAUUAUGGAGCCUCUUGCUUCUACUCGGACAAGGACCUGGGCGGUGCCUCAUCACCCUCCGGCAAUGGCAAACCAAGGGCCAGCAACCCCGGGGACUACUUGUCCUGUUUUGCCUCUGACCAGCAGUACAAGCCCGAAAACGGGGCAGCCAAAAUCCUAAACGAAGAAAACAGCGACCGGAAGUACACCAGCCCUGUUUACCCUUGGAUGCAAAGGAUGAAUUCGUGUGCUGGCUACAUGUGCCUCCUGGUCAUUCAAAUUGUCAGGGUUUAGGUACAGAAGUAUCUCUCCCCAAGUUCUCAAAUACUCAGUGAAAAAAAGCGCUUAAGGUAAGUUAUGUGCGCAAGUUGCUUAAGUUUGUUUUUGCAGUAGAGAACUCAGCUAUACUUUUGCCUUACUCCUUGUUUUUGGACCUCACAGUAUUUUGAAAUAACUCCAAUAAUCUCUUCAAGGUGCUACUUUAAAGACAGGGUGAUUUUUCCAAUCUGCCCCAAAUCCUAUAUAAUUUGAACUUUUCUGGAGUUGAGUUAAUACAUAUAAGAACAACAAAUUUUAUUGUCAUCUUAAUCAAACAUUCUCGAAGCAAGAAAAGCAAAAUAAGAGUCUUUGGCAGAGAUGGAUUUUGAGGCCUAACUUUAUGUUGGCUAAAGCAAAUGAUAAUGACUUCCUUUGCUCCAUGAAGGGUCUUUGUUUGUUUGUUUCUAUAAAUUGUAUUUAUGGGAAGAAGAGUCCUCAAGCCAAUUUAAAAAGAAAGAAUGGGGGGAGGAGAAUGGUUUUGGCUAUAAACUUGUUGGAAGGAUCAACAACCCCAUUGUUAUUGGCAUGUCUGGAAUAUUUUCAUCUAGAUGAAAUAUUUACAUAUAACAAUAAAGGUGUUUUAGUUGAUUUUAAA
This is a messenger RNA of Pantherophis guttatus, 3118 nucleotides long. Lineage: Eukaryota; Metazoa; Chordata; Lepidosauria; Squamata; Colubridae. The record is from RefSeq and is a predicted model, not a curated record.